AUGGCAGAUGGGAAUCGGACGGUUGUGUACUUGUCUGAGCAGGUGAUCGUGUUGUGCUCGUGCGCGCUGUCGUUUCUGGGCUCCUCGCUCAUCAUCAUCACCUACAUUAUCUGGUCGGAUCUGAGGACGACUCCGAGAAGGCUGCUGGUGUACCUCUCGAUGUCUGACUGGUUGUCCGCCGUCUCCUACGCCGUCGGGGUCUGGAGUGUUUUCCACACCGACUCGCUGGAGUGCGUCGCGCAGGGAGCCAUAUCCACUUUCGCCAACACUAGUUCCUUCUUCUGGACCGUGGCCAUCGCUGUUUACCUGUACGUGUUCAUCGUCAGGUCCAGCCAGAGGGUCGCCGACAGCCUGGUGUUGUUUUUCCAUCUUGUGAGCUGGGGCGUUCCUCUGGCCAUCACCGUCAUAGCCGUGUGCAUGAAGAAGAUUGGCUAUGAUGCGUCAGAGGUGUCGGUGGGCUGGUGCUGGGUGAGGAUCGGCGCUCCUGACUGGGUCCUGUGGAUGCUGCUGACUGGGAAGAUCUGGGAGUUCUUGGCUUACCUCACCCUCCCUGUCUUCUAUAUCCUGAUCAAGAGGCACAUUCACAUAGCGCAUGCUGCCUUGUCCGAGUACCGUCCCAUCUUGGCCAACAGGCCCCCGUCCCACUCUUUCUCCUCUAUGGCGGAUAUGAAACUAACACUCAUUCCCAUCAUCUUCAUCGUCCUGCGUAUUUGGAGCACAGUGCGCUUCAUCCUGCUGCUAGCUGGCUCCUCAGCCAGACAGCACCCAGUGCUGGUCACUCUACAUGGAAUUGGCAACACCUCACAGGGAGCAGCCAACUGCAUCAUGUUUGUGUUGCUCACACGGCCAAUCCGCACACGCCUCUGUGCCACGCUAUGCUGCUGCUCCAAGCGUCAUGCAGACGAGCAGCACUCACACGACGCCCCCAACAGGCAGCUGCCGGGACAGGACACCUCCACGCAGAGAGAGGCAGACAGCACCAGUCGAGUCGGGGCUGAUAGAUGAUAUUCUGUGGAUGUACACGCACAUUUGUGUCACAGGAAAAGUCACAUUUCUGCUCUGUGGGUGAUGAUGCAACCUGACUUUGUUCCCAGCAUUCGGUGAAACAUUUUGAGUGUUGCAUACCGGAUAUGCACAUGAAUAUUGUAGUUUCAUAGAUGUACUGUCAAAGUGCCUUUUCACGAGAAGUUGUUCUUCGUACACGUUUUCUGGUUGCAUUUGAGCAGCUGUGCACUCCGUUAACGACAGUUCUCAGCUUUAUUUCUCAUGUACUGUGUGGAUUCACUCACAUUCUGAAGUUAUCACUGUGAAAUGAAUGAAUAUUCAGUUUUUAUCUAGUUCCACUGAGUAUUUAAGUCGUAUUUAUGGGAAACAAUUACCCACAUUUUAGUGCCUGUGCAGCUCUCACUUAAUGUGAUAAGCUGAUAGUGAACUUUCACAGAAAGCUUUAAGUGCUAACCCUCCCAAAAUCUUAUUUUUCAAUGAAGGCUGUUGGCUUGAAAGAUGGGUGCAACAUGUGUUUGGGUGUCAACCAACAAUUAUUUUUUAUUUUCAAUUAAUCUGUCAAAUAUUUUCUUGAUUAGUUUAUUAGUUAUUUUGUCCAAAAAAGAUCAGAUUUUUUUUUUAAAGGUUGAUCAGUGUUUCCUAUAAAGCCUGAGAUGAAUGUCUUGUUUUGUCCACAAUCUAAUGAUGUUCAAUGUAUGGUCAUAGAAAAGGAAGGAAACCAGAAAAUAAUUACGUUUAAUAAGCUGAAAUCAGAGAUUUUCUACUUUUUUAUAUAUAUAUAAAAAAAAACUCAAACCAGUUACUUGAUUGUCAAAUUAACUGGCGAUUAAUUUAAUAGUGGACAACUAAUUGAUAAAUCAUUGCAGCUCUAGUUUGUUGUUAGUUUGAGUUCAUGUCAGUUAGAGAUGAUUCACUCCGUACUGAUUCUCUCUGCUCAGUCAUUGGUUUGCUAAGCUAUUGCUAAAUACUCGGCUUAUUACAGAGCUACGGAGCUUCGAGGAAGUAGAUAACACAACAUGGAAGCAGCACAUUUAGUCAUAGUUUGGUUAAUCAAAGAGUUUGUGUAACGUACAGAGUAGUGGUUGAAUAAUACAGAAGAAAACAAUGCUGCAAGUUUGAUUUGAAUGAAUGUUCUGACACAUUUUGCAAAGUGAAACCUGUCUCCAUUACAAGUUGUUGAAACUGGCAUGAACUCAAUGCGGCCACAGCUGCUGUUUCUUUAAUAGUUAACUUUUUUACAGCCAUCUUUCAAGCAUUUUUAAAAGUGUUUUGUUUAUGAUUGUUUACAUUUUGGGUAGAAUGUCCCUUUGAUAUGUUCAGCAAUGUAACUUUAAUAUCCAACUUGUGUCCAAUAUAACUUUUGGUGUGUUCAGAAGGUUUGCGUACAAAAAACGUGAUUUAUAUCUGAUCACGUGCACAUUAAAAGUUACAUUAAAAUAUAAAAUAUUCUCGUAUGGAUCCCUUGA
This is a messenger RNA of Epinephelus lanceolatus (giant grouper), 2471 nucleotides long. RefSeq names its product G protein-coupled receptor 157 (gene gpr157). Gene Ontology annotation, molecular function: G protein-coupled receptor activity; cAMP binding. Gene Ontology annotation, biological process: adenylate cyclase-activating G protein-coupled receptor signaling pathway; cell surface receptor signaling pathway. Lineage: Eukaryota; Metazoa; Chordata; Actinopteri; Perciformes; Serranidae. Gene Ontology annotation, cellular component: plasma membrane. The record is from RefSeq and is a predicted model, not a curated record.